AUGUGCAUUGUGCAGGCCAUAUGUCGGGAUACAUUUUGCCUACUUUUCGUUGCGAGUAAAAAUGGAGCAUGGUCUAAAAGUGACAUUAGGAGUUUUCCCAAGGGUUUCAUGUUCGGGGUUUCAACGUCUGCAUAUCAAAUUGAAGGAGGUUGUUAUGAGGAUGGUAAAGGUCUAUCAAUUUGGGACAUAGCCAGUCACACAAAACCUUCACCAAUCGACGAUGGAAGCACAGGCGACAUUACUGUUGAUUCGUACCAUCUUUACAAACGGGAUAUCUCUAUGUUGAAAGACUUGGGAGUUGACUUUUAUCGUUUUUCUAUAUCCUGGACGAGAAUAUUACCAAAUGGCUUUUCCAAUUACGUCAAUAGUGCUGGGUUGAGGUACUACAACCACCUUAUCAAUGACCUGCUGAAAAAUGGUAUAACGCCUUUCGUCACCAUGUACCAUUGGGACCUUCCGUAUGAACUCCACAAAUUAGGAGGUUGGACGAACCCUGUUACGGUCGAUUGGUUUGUUGAUUACGCGAACAUUUUGUUUGAAAGUCUCGGCGAUCGAGUUAAAUUUUGGAUAACAAUAAACGAGCCGAAGGAAAUUUGCCACGAAGGUUACGGUUCGGAUAUGAAAGCUCCUUUCCUCAAUAUGAGUGGAAUAGCUGAAUAUAUUUGUGCAAAAAACGUUUUGCUCGCCCACGCUAAGGUGUACCAUUUGUAUGAUGAAGAGUAUAGGACACAGCAACAGGGUAGUAUUGGUAUAGCUUUAAAUGCUAAAUGGUUUGAACCAGCUUCAGACACUAUUGAUGACCAUCAAGCAGCGAUCGACGCUAGACAAUUUGAUUGGGGUUUAUAUGCGCAUCCAAUAUUUUCCAAAGAAGGCGACUAUCCUACUCAGGUGAAAAACAAUGUUUAUGCUAAGAGCGUUGAACAGGGCUAUGCACAAUCGCGUUUACCAGAACUUUCGGCUGCUGAAAUAGCUAUUAUACGGGGAACAUCAGAUUUCUUUGGCCUUAAUUCAUUUACAACAGUAUUGACAUACAGAGAUGCUUCAUUGGAUGGAAUGUUUCCCGUGCCUUCAUUUAGAGAUGACAUGGGAGCAGUUUUGACAAAUGACCCCUCUUGGCCGCGUAGUCACUCACCUUGGCUGCAGGAAGUUCCAUGGGGCUUUCGUAAGUUACUCCUCGAAAUAAACAAACUCUACGACAAUCCGCCGGUGUACAUCUUGGCAAACGGUUGGUCUUCUAAAAGAGGAUUAUUAGAUGAAGACAGGAUACAAUACAUGAGGAAUUACCUUAUUGCCCUAUUAGAUGCUGUCAAAUUGGGGUGCAAUAUCAAGGCUUAUGCAGCUUGGACCCUGAUGGAUAGUUUUGAAUGGUUGAGGGGUUACACAGAAAAGUUUGGCUUGUAUGAAGUAGAUUUCCAUAGUCCAGAUAAGACUACAACUCCUCGGAAAUCUGCUUUUAUAUAUAAAGAGAUCAUACGAUCGAAAAAACUAGAUCCGAAUUAUGAACCAGAACAAUAUUAUGAAGAGAAAGAAAUUUACAGAAAAGAGAGUCAAGAAGAAGGAAGAGUAAAAAAUUGAACAUAUAUUUUUAAUCAUUACGAGUAAUUUCUUUGAUUCAUUUGAUAA
Molecule: messenger RNA, 1623 nt
Organism: Bicyclus anynana (squinting bush brown)
Lineage: Eukaryota; Metazoa; Arthropoda; Insecta; Lepidoptera; Nymphalidae
Product: myrosinase 1-like
Exons: 6
Coding region: 1-1575 (524 amino acids)
Biological process (GO): carbohydrate metabolic process
Molecular function (GO): beta-glucosidase activity
Source: RefSeq, a predicted model, not a curated record